This is a messenger RNA of Aureobasidium subglaciale EXF-2481, 7566 nucleotides long. RefSeq lists its product as uncharacterized. The record is from RefSeq and is a predicted model, not a curated record. The transcript has a single exon. Gene Ontology annotation, biological process: fatty acid biosynthetic process; secondary metabolite biosynthetic process. Lineage: Eukaryota; Fungi; Ascomycota; Dothideomycetes; Dothideales; Saccotheciaceae. Gene Ontology annotation, molecular function: 3-oxoacyl-[acyl-carrier-protein] synthase activity; fatty acid synthase activity; phosphopantetheine binding. Bases 1 to 7566 code for a protein of 2521 amino acids.
AUGUCUGGAUACAAGAACGAGCCUAUCGCCAUCAUUGGCAGCUCUUGCCGCUUCGCCGGCUCCGCCACUUCUCCCUCCAAGCUCUGGGACCUGCUCAAAGAGCCUACCGAUGUCUUGACCAAGAUUGAUCGCUUCGAUGCGGAUCACUUCUACCACCCUGAUGGCCAUCAUCACGGUACCAGUAAUGUCAGGCACGCCUACAUGCUUGAGCAGGAUGCAAAGGCAUUCGAUGCUACCUUCUUCAAUAUUCAGGCCGGUGAGGCUGAAUCCAUCGACCCUCAACAGCGUCUCAUGCUGGAGACCAUUUACGAGGGUCUUGAAUCCGCCGGUAUUGCCCUUGACGAUCUGCAAGGUUCGGACACCGCCAUGUUCUCCGCUGUCAUGUGCGAGGAUGCUUCCGGCAUCGCUUUUCACGACAAUGAGUCGAUCCCCAAGUACGCUGCCACUGGAACUGCUCGUAGCAUGCUAGCGAACCGUAUGUCCUACUUCUUCAACUGGAACGGUCCUUCCAUGACCAUCGACACUGCUUGUUCCUCGUCUCUGGUUGCCGUCCAUCAAGCCGUUCUUUCGCUGAGAGCGGGUGAGUCGCGUGUCGCCGUCGCAGCUGGUACCAACAUCAUCCUAUCUCCUCGUAACUUCAUCGCCGAGAGCAAUCUCAACAUGCUUUCGCCCGACGGCAGAUCCCGCAUGUGGGAUGCCAAUGCCAAUGGAUAUGCUCGUGGCGAAGGUGUUGCCUCUGUCAUAUUGAAGACCUUGACCCAAGCCCUUGCUGACGGUGACACUAUCGAAUGCAUCAUCCGCGAGACAGGAGUCAACCAAGACGGUCGCACCCCUGGUAUCACUAUGCCUAGCUCUAAGGCUCAGGGCGAUCUGAUUCGCUCAACUUACCGCAAAGCUGGUCUCGAUCUGACCAAGAGCUCCGACCGCUGCCAGUUCUUCGAGGCCCACGGUACCGGUACCAAGGCUGGCGACCCUCAAGAGGCUGGAGCGAUCUACCGGGCAUUCUUCGAAGAUACUGGUAUUACGGACGAGAUACUCCAUGUCGGAUCCAUCAAGACUGUCGUGGGUCAUACUGAGGGUACUGCCGGUAUCGCUGGGCUCAUCAAGGCCUCGCUGGCCCUCCAAAACAGUACCAUUCCUCCUAACCUGUUGUUCGAGACGCUCAAUCCUGAUCUGGAGACCUACGCCCAGAACCUGAAGGUUCCAACCAAGGCCUUGCCAUGGCCUGAACUGCCCGCCGGAACUCCUCGCAGAGCGAGUGUCAACAGCUUUGGAUUUGGCGGUACCAACGCCCAUGCCAUCAUUGAGGCAUAUGAGCCAGUCGGUAGCUCAGUGACCAAGGCCGUCGCGCUCCCUUUCACUUUUUCCGCACCUUCAGAGAAGGCGCUCGGGAUGCAGCUCGACACUAUGCUUUCCUUCAUUCGCGAGAACCAGGAUGUCAAUCUUUCGCAGAUGGCACUCACGCUCGCACAGCGCUCUACUCUCACCAUCAGAACUGUCAUAUCUGCUCUUACCGUCGAGUCUCUUGCGGAGAAGAUUGAAGCCAAACUUGAGGGCAGAAAGUCAAACAACACACCUCUUGGUAACAGAGCCGCAAAGGACUCCACCAAAAUUCUCGGUGUCUUCACUGGCCAAGGUGCCCAGUGGGCCGCUAUGGCUCGCGAAUUGAUUCUGUCCUCACCCUUUGUAGAGGGUAUUGUCAAUGAUCUCGAGCAGUCUCUCGCUCAGCUACCCGAAGCAAGCCGUCCUGAUUGGUCGCUCAGGAGUGAGAUGCUGAAGCAAGGCAAGGAGUCACGCAUUGGCGAAGGCCUGAUGUCGCAACCUCUUUGUACCGCUGUUCAGGUCAUCCUGGUUAACCUCCUGACCAAAGCUGGUAUCUCAUUCAAUGCAGUUGUUGGUCAUUCCAGUGGAGAAAUCGGCGCUGCAUAUGCCGCUGGCUUCAUCUCUGCUCACGAUGCAAUUCGCAUCGCCUACUACAGAGGAUACUACGCCAAGUACGCCAAAGGAGCCAACGGUGAAAAGGGAUCCAUGGUUGCUGUCGGGACUUCGAUGGAGGAUGCUGAAGAGCUGUGCGCGCUCCCCAGUCUCGAGGGCCGUAUCCAGAUCGCAGCAUCAAACUCCUCUUCCAGUCUUACUCUUUCUGGAGACGAGGAUGCUAUCGUAGAGGCUCUCGAAAUCCUCAAGGAUGAGAACAAAUUCGCCAGGCAACUCAAGGUGGAUACGGCAUAUCACUCUCACCACAUGAUCCCUGCCUCUGACAGGUAUAUCAAGUCAUUGGAAGAGUGCGAUGUCCAGAUCUUGACUCCACCUGAGAAUGCUCCAAGAUGGUUCUCAAGCGUCUACGGCGGCGACCAGAUGUCAGAGGAUAACGAUGAUCUCACCGGCCGGUACUGGGCCGACAACAUGCUGCAGCCCGUACUCUUUUCGCAGGCUCUGACAGCUGCUUUGGACGAGGCUGGUACCCCCGCUUUCGCAAUGGAGAUCGGCCCUCACCCCGCGCUCAAGGGACCCGCCAGCGCUACGAUUGAGGAGGUAACCGGUAGCAUCAUUCCCUACACCGGUACUCUCUCACGCAACGCCAACGAUGUCGAGUCUCUUGCCGAAUCCCUUGGCUUCAUCUGGACCUAUCUUGGUGCCCAGACUCCUAACUUCAAAGCGUACAAUGCUUUGUUUGGCAACUCUAGACAGGAGGUCCUUAAGAAUCUGCCUCAGUACACUUGGGACCACGACCGCACCUAUUGGUACGAAUCUCGUGUCUCACGUCUCUUUCGUGCGCAGCGCCCUCAGGCCACUCAUGAGAUUCUGGGUGUUCGCAUGGACUCUGAACUUGAAGGCGAGUACCGGUGGCACAACUUCCUCAAGCCAAGCGAAAUCUCUUGGCUGCGCGGCCAUACUGUACAAGGGCAAGUUCUCUUCCCGGCUGCUGGGUUCGUUGCUUUGGCUGUCGAAGGCUCCAAGACUUUUACUGCUGAUGAAACGGUCGCGCUCAUCGAGCUGCAUGACUUUAGCAUCCACAACGCUCUUGCGAUCGCCGACGAGAGCUACGGUGCAGAGAUCAUCACGUCGAUCAAGAGCAUUGUCAGAGAGAAUGACACUAUUACUGCACAAUUCAGCUGCGAUGCUUGCACAAACAGAGAUACUGGUAGCAUGUCCAGCAUGUCCACGGGCAUACUUGUGAUCAGACUUGGCGAACAGUCCGAGACGGCUCUCCCCAUCAGACCUACUCCCAAGCAUGAGCUGAGGAAGGUCAACGUCGAGAAUCAAUAUGCUAGUUUCAAUGACAUCGGCUACAACUACAAUGGCAUCUUCAAGGCCAUCACUUCGCUUAAAAGAACCACCAACCUAGCCAUGGGCAAGAUCCUCGUACCCGAAGACGCCACAGGCUCUGAUGCUUCAUUCACUGUCCAUCCCGCUGUUCUUGAUGUUGGUCUUCAAGUUACUCUGUGUGCCAUCGGUGCACCCUUCGAUAGCCGUCUAUGGACUCUACAUGUUCCCACUGUCAUCAGAAGAAUCAAGAUCAAUCCUAUGGUCUGCCCAGCUGAGGGUGGUCGUGGAUCUGAAGUUCUUGCCAACUCGGUACUUGCAAAGCAGGAAGCUGGCGAUCACGGUUUCACUGGUGACCUUUCUAUCUAUGAUCCUACAGGCGCCAACUGCUUCGUCCAGCUUGAAGGUGUCAGAGUCGAGGCUCUUGCUCGUCCCAACAAGGCCAGCGACCGUCACAUGUUCGCAGAGUCUGCCUGGUCGGUUCUAGAGCCGAACGCUGCCACCUGCUUCAAGGAGACCCGCGAGACGGACGAUCAGAGGAAUCUAUCCAUGUUGGUUGAGCGUGCCUGUUUGUUCUACUUGAAGCAGCUCCAUGAGACCAUCACCCUCGAAGAGCGCGAAGGAUGUGACGCCGACCGCUUGGCCAUCUUGAACUGGGCUGAGCAUCUCGUCGAGACUACUGCCGAGGGUUCGCACCCUCAUCUGCAAUCCGAGUGGCUAGCCGAUACCGAAUCCUCGCUCAAGCCUCUUCUCUUGUCAGCCGCUGAAACCUCUGACGACAUGCACAAAGUGAUGUUCGCUGGUGAUAUAUUGAUCCCAUUCGUCCGCGAUCAAGCCAACAUGCUUGAGGAGUUCAAGAACCACAGCCUGCUGGACUGGUUCUACAAGUCUUCGACCGUGAUUGCCGACUACAACGCAUGCAUGGGUGCUGUUGUCAAACAGCUUGCUCAUCGUUUCCCUUACAUGAAGAUAUUGGAGAUCGGUGCUGGCACUGGAAGCGCCACUCAGAGUAUCGUGGAACAGAUUGGCGAGAGUUAUUCUUCAUACACUUACACAGACAUCUCCGCUGGCUUCUUCAGCGACGCUGCUCAACUUUUUAAAGAUCAUGGUCACGGCUUUACCUACAAGGUCCUCGAUAUCGAGCAAGAUGUCGUUGAGCAGGGAUUCACCGAAGGCACAUACGAUUGUGUAGUCGCUAGCAACGUUCUCCACGCGACCAAGUCGCUUGAUCAAACCUUGAGCAAUGCUCGCAAACUCCUGAAGCCUGGUGGUUACCUCGUCAUGCUUGAGAUUACCCAAAUCGACUGGCUGCGUACUGGUCUCUUCUUCUCUUGCAUUCCCGGAUGGUGGGCCGGUGUUGAGGAUGGCCGUCCUUACACUCCCUUGGCCACCGAAACUCAAUGGGACUCUGCCUUCCGUCGCACAGGCUUCUCGGGCAUCGACACUGCCACUCCCUCGGACAAGACAAUCAUGGGACCUUACUCUGUGAUGGUCACGCAGGCACUCGAUACCCGUAUGGAAAUCAUGAGAACCCCGCUCAAGUCUGUACCUGAGAAGCAUCUUUGCGAUAAGCUGAUUAUCGUUGGAGGCAAGAAGGCAUCCACUCUCCAGAUCGCUCGCGAAGUCGAAAAGCUAGUGAAGCCAUACUACGGCUCUGUCGCCAUCGUCACAACUUUGCAGGAUGUUGGCAAGCACAACUUUUCAUCCAAGGAUGCUCUUAUGUCUCUGACUGAGCUUGAUGAGCCCCUCUUCAAGUCGUUCAGCGAGAAGAUGUACAAGGCAAUGCAAUUCGUCCUUGACGAAGCUCGCAAUGUUCUCUGGACUGUGCAAGGAUCCAGAACACAGGACCCUUACGCAAGAAUGAUGAUGGCUGUUGCCCGAUGCUUGGCCGGUGAACGUAGAGAUGCCCUCUACAUGCAAACCAUUGACUCCAACAUUGAUGAGCUGCCCAAGCCUCACCUCCUCGCUGAGACCAUGCUGAGAAUGCACCUCGCUGAGCAGUGGAGAAAUGCAUCAACCCCUUACGAGCCGCUCUGGUGUCUUGAGCGUGAGCUGCAUGUCAACAACGGUGUCCUGGAGAUUGAGCGCUUCAUCCCCAGCCAAGAACUUGACAGCCGUUACAACUCUGACAAGCGUGAGAUCAAGAAGGGCAUGCCGCUGAGCACCACAACCGUUGCAGUCAGCCGAGCCAAGUCCUCUUACCAGCUCAAGGAAGUCUUCAAUAUGCCCUUCCACAAGGAAGUCGUCAGCGCCGCCGACAUGGUGACUAUCAACGUCCGAAAAUCGUCCAUCAGUGCUGUCAAGAUCAAGUCAGUCGGUACCCUAUUUGUCGUCCUUGGCACUCAGGUCGGUACCGGGAAGAAGCUGUUGGCUUUCUCGCAAUAUUUGCAAUCCUCAGUGGCUGUGCCCCAAGACUGGACGGUGGAGUGCGACGUUGCGGACGAGUUUGAGAGCAGCAUCAUCUGGGCAGCUGCAACGCACAGUGCUGCUGACGCGAUCAUUGGCAAGGUGAAUUCCAAAUCUUCCUGUCUGGUUCACGAAGCCACUCCAUCUCUUGCGAGAACUCUGCUCAAGGUCGCUGGCGAGCAGAAGUUACCUCUGCUUCUCACUUCGUCAAAGUCGACCGAUGCCAUGUAUCACUACGUACAUCCUUCGACUUCUCAGGCACUAAUUGAAUCACACCUUCCUCAGAAUGUCUCAGUCUUCGCAGACUUCUCCGGUAGCUCCAUCAAACACGAUGGUGUUGGAAGUCGCAUCGCUCGCGCUCUUCCCACUGCAUGCAAGCGCAGAGAUGUUGCUGGUAUUUUGGGAAGCGAUGGCUUCGUUCAUUCCGAAAAUAAUGUUUCAAAGGCUCUCCGAGGAUACUAUAGCCGUGCAGUCGUGGAUCUUGCAUCCUUCCAGGACCCCACAACCAUCGCUCUCGCGAGCUUGCCUGACAACACAGUCGAAAGUGACAGCUUCAAGAUCAUCGAUUGGGCUGCCGAUGAGUCGGUGCCAGUCUCGACUUCAUUGGUUAAUGAGCAGCUUCGCUUCCGCUCCGACGGUACAUACUGGAUGGUUGGUGCAACCGGUGAGCUUGGUCUGUCCACUUGCCAGUGGAUGGCCAACCGUGGGGCUAAGUACUUCGCCCUGACCAGCAGAAAUCCAAAGGUUGAGCAAGCUUGGAUGGAUACUAUGACUGCUCAAGGCGUGACUGUCAAGAUCCUUGCGAUGGACGUCACAAGCAGAGACUCGGUCCGUGCUGGCUACAAAGAUAUUUGUGAUACUAUGCCUCGUAUCACAGGUGUCACCAACGCCGCCAUGGUGCUCGAUGACAACCUGCUCACCAACAUGCCUUACGAGUCUUUUGUCAAGACGCUCAAGCCCAAGGUCGAUGGCACUCUGUUCCUCGACGAGUUGUUCCCCGAAAACAAUCUCGACUUCUUCAUCGUGUAUUCUUCCCUUGCUUACGUUGCUGGCAACCACGGUCAAUCUCCCUAUGCCGCAGCGAACGGAUUUAUGACGGCUCUAGCAGCUAACCGUAGAGAAAGAGGUCUGGCGGGUAGUGCCAUGAGCUUCGGCGCCAUCUCUGGUGUCGGCUACGUCGAGCGCCGCAGCGUGGACAUCAAUCUCAGCCAGAUGAUGAGCAAUCUCGGCUACGCACCCGUCUCCGAAUGGGACUAUCACCAAUUCUUCGCCGAGGCCGUCCUUGCAUCUCCUCCGGACUCUGGCAGAAAUUUCGAGAUUUCGAGUGGUUGCAAGGUCUUUGAUGUCGCCAAGGAGUCCAACCUCCCUUACUGGCUUGACCUGCCCAAAUUCGCUUACUACCGUCGUGUCAAGGCACAUGCCUUUGCCGAGCAAAGCGAUAAGCGCCAGGUCUCUGUCCGUGCCCAACUCAAGGCACAAACAAGCGAGGAAGGUGUGCAGAAGGUUCUCCUGGACCGCUUCAUUUCCGGCUUGUGCACCAUGCUGCACAUAUCUGAGGAAGACAACAGAAUCACACCCGAGACCGGCUUGACGGAACUUGGCAUCGACUCGUUGGUUGCUGUUGAGAUCCGCUCAUGGUUCCAGAGCGAAAUUGAUCUCGAUAUGCCUGUGCUCAAGAUCCUAAGCGGUGCUAGCAUUGAGAAGAUGGUAGAAGACGCAUUCGAGAGACUUUCGCAUGACUUGACGCCGGAGGUCAAGAGAGAAGAAGUCAAGGUUGAGGUUCCGCAAGAAAAGGUUUCGCAAGAAGAGGUCCCGAGUGAGGAUAAUUAUCAGAGUGAGGCCCUUGUGUCUUCGGCCGAUGUCUCGGACAACUCGAGUACAGAUGGAGAGGUAUAG